AUGCCGAACAAGAAGUCCAAAUCGGGCACCCCCAAAGGCAAAGGCGCUGCUUCGCUCUCUGAUUCUCCUUCGCUGCCAGCAGUUCCUGUUGUGGUACAGCCGAGGCAGACGAUGCCCUCGCCGCACCCACAAACCCAAGCGCCGCCACCAAAAGGCUCCUCGUCUUCCUCCGAGGACUUCUGGACUAAGAAUGCACGUGCCAAGGCCCUCAUCAUGUCGACGUUGGUGCCAGGUAGCGAACCUUGGAAAAUCGCCGAGCCGCUCGAACUGGCCUCUGACAUUUGGAAGGCAUUAGAGGACAAAUAUGCGCCCAAGGACACCAAGGGCAGGCUAGAUGCGAAGGGGAUAAUAGAUGCUGCGAAAAAAAGCGAGCAUGGUACAGCUGAGAAUGCCAGGCCCCUGUCCUCCGACUUCAUUGGUGACUGGGUAGAGGGCAAGCCUAUGGACAAAUAUCUGGAUAUGUACCGAUCGAGCAAGAGAGCCCCACAACCACUGCCUGAACCUGCAGAGCACCCAAGUGCUGCAUACGAUGCACCGGUCACCGAUAAGGAUGCAGUGGAAUUAGCUGCAGCUGUACUCUCACAACGCUUGCCAAAAGGCCCCACAACUCCUACCCCUAGCGAGGCGCAGCCAAUCCAGACAGACUCUGCAACAGCCGCAGGAGCCUCAUCUUCAUCCUGGCGGGCAACACCAGUCGUCCACGACAGUUAUCUUACUGAGGGCCAGGCUCUUGCCUUCGCACAGUAUGACCUGGAACGGAAGAAACAGAUACAAGUAGCCGCAACCAAGGUCCUCAUGCAGAAGCUCCCUACUCGAGAUUUGAGGUUCCUAUGGGCGAUAUUGUAUGGCGGAGAAAAUGCACCCUGGCCAGGAUCGAGCUCCGCAAUCAUCCCUGGCGUCACGGUCUCAGGUGGGCUUUCUACCUUCCGACUG
Exophiala aquamarina CBS 119918 is the source of this 933-nucleotide messenger RNA. RefSeq lists its product as uncharacterized. The record is from RefSeq and is a predicted model, not a curated record. The annotation marks the transcript as partial. The transcript has a single exon. Lineage: Eukaryota; Fungi; Ascomycota; Eurotiomycetes; Chaetothyriales; Herpotrichiellaceae.